AGUGAGCGAAGACAACAGUGUAAGAAUGGAGCUACGCAAUGGGAUUCCCAAAUCACUGGAAGAACUCAUCGAAGAGGUCAAGAAUGCAUGUGGAUUAGUAGGACACAUAAGACUGCAGUACAAGGACACUGAUUUUGGGAACAUGUUUGUGAAUCUGCACAGCAAAGAAACAACAGACAAGCAAUAAAAGAAAAGAUGGCAAAGACAUUUGGAUACCGGAGACAAGAAAUUGUGCAUAAGAAGCCGAGCAUUGAAGACGUCUUCGAGAGAUGGCCUGCACUUUUUCAGAUGGAAGAGAUCAAUGCCGAGUUCAUGCGAAUUACAACAGUUCCCUUGGAGACAAAGUUCUUGGCGCAGUUGGACAAGCACUCCACCAAACUGUUGGAGGUCAUCAGGAGCAAGGGAGGAGUUGUGAAAGAGAAGACCACCAAGAUCUUGCAGGUUUUAGAUGAGACUGUGGACAUCACCAUCAGAAGAGAAUGCAUCCUCAAAUCUCUGAUAAUCUACCUCGGCGAACCUCUUGAGCACCUUAUCAAAGAAUACCAGGAAAAUGAAGUUGAAGAACUGGAGCAGACAACCAUGGCGAUCUUUAUCACUGGGAAAGAGGAUCCUCUCCAUCCACCAAAAGACAUUAAAAUUGUCAUCGAAGGAACAGAGGUCCUGAACCAGUGUCCCUCGGUUGCAAACGCUUUUGCCAUGGUCUUUGGGCUCAUAUACACACUUAACCUAAAAUAUCCGAAAAGGCUGCAGUUCACCUUUGAGUUUGUGCAAAAGGUCCUGAUGGAGCUUGAUGGAAAAAAGAUGACCCCAAAAGUCACUAGACUGACCACCCAGCUGUACAGCACAGAGUAGGCAGAGCUGAAUUGCACAGACUUGCUUGAUUUUAUUUUCCAUUUGUGUUUAAUUUUAUGGUGUUUUAAGAGGUUGCACUUACAAAGCUGCAUUUUCACAGCAGCAUUUAGAAAUGUGGCUGCCCAAGUUCGAUGGCUACCAGGCUCAAAGGCCGAAGUAGGCCAAGUGUUCUGAAAUGUUUGUAGUUAAAUUUUAUGGUGUUUUAAAGCCAAGACUUCGGAUCCUUUUGUAAGAGGUUGCACUUACAAAGCUGCAUUUUCACAAGCAGCAUUUAGAAAUGUGGCUGCCCAAGUUCGAUGGUUACCAGCCUCAAAGGCCAAGUGUUAUGGACAACUGGAGAGACUGAUUGCAGUGUUUUCAGUGUAUGCACAGAUUUGUAUGAAAGAGUUUAGAUUUUCAGACCAAUGGAGAGGGCCAGGAGCUUGCUAAAUUGCAUAUAAAUUAGUUGCUUACAGCUCUGUAUCAGAAACUGUCAGUGUCUUAGGAGUUCCACUGUUCACUGUCUGAGGAACAGUUCCAGGAUUUGUCUCUGGUGUUCAGCUGAAAGAAACUGUUCAUCAUCAUAUACAUUUGUAUAAAGACAGUAUUGUAUACCUGUUUAAACAUUUAAUUGUAUUUUAGGAUGUUUUAUGGUAAUGAAAAUGUGUUCUGUCAGGACAAACCUUCCUAAUUUAAUAUUCAUACAUUGUAA
This is a messenger RNA of Megalobrama amblycephala (Wuchang bream), 1543 nucleotides long. RefSeq lists its product as uncharacterized. The record is from RefSeq and is a predicted model, not a curated record. The coding region runs from base 196 to 852 and encodes 218 amino acids. The transcript has 4 exons. NCBI's taxonomy places the organism in Eukaryota, Metazoa, Chordata, Actinopteri, Cypriniformes, Xenocyprididae.